This is a messenger RNA of Coregonus sp. 'balchen', 3844 nucleotides long. The record is from the annotation of a GenBank genome assembly. Lineage: Eukaryota; Metazoa; Chordata; Actinopteri; Salmoniformes; Salmonidae.
AUGGACAGGCUUCAUCUGCUGCUAUUGGUUUGCGUAAAUGCAUUCUGUCCACGCUGCCAGCCACUGGAACAAGGUACAGUUUUCUAUCGAUCACUGUUAUCUGUAAGUCACCUUCAUCCUGUUUCCUAAUAUCCAUUUUUGAAUUCAGACUGUAAUGUCAACGUACCAAAGCCUAAUUUUUUAAGAUGGUAUGAAAUAGAAAGUAAAAUAACAAUGUGAUUGGUCUGCUGUGUUUGUGUCACCUGUUCGAUAGCAUCGCUGCGGUUCGUCGGGCUGGGGGACUGGGGAGGCCUCCCAUUCUUCCCCUACUACACCCCUCAUGAGCAGGCUAUCGCCAAAGAGCUCUCCUGGGCGGCCCAGACUCAGGGACUGGACUUUGUAUUCAGUCUGGGGGACCAUUUCUACUACAGCGGAGUGGAGGACGUGGAUGACCACCGCUUCAAGGUCACUUCACACUACAGUCGCUCUGCCACACUGUUCACACUGCAACGCAUAGGCUGCGUUUACACAGGCAGCCCAAUUCUGAUCUUUGCGUGAUUAUUGGCAAAAGAUCUGAUCUGAUUGUUCUAAAGACCAAUUAUUGGCAAAAGAUCUGAUCUGAUUGUUCUAAAGACCAAUUGUUGGCAAAAUGAUCUGAUCUGAUUGUUCUAAAGACCAAUUAUUGGCAAAAGAUCAGUAUUGUGCUACCUGUGUAAACGCAGCCACAGGCUUGGGUUGAAACACCACACAACAGCAAACCAUUAUUGUGAUGACAAACUCAGCAACUGUUCUGACAACAGUUAGUAAACAUCAUAUCUUACCAUAGGCAGUUAGAUUCUAACUUAACAUCUCAACAUAUCUAACCUACAUCUCGUGUGUGGCAUUGUGAAUAAUGUGAAUCUAGAACACGCAUACAACAGUCAUACUGAAGGACUUUGAAAAUGGCAAGAGAGCAAAACUAAAUAUCUAAUGCUCCAUUCUGUGUAACAGAUUGUUUGUGAAAUAUGCGUUGACAUGAGAAGUGCCGAGUCAUGGAGUCACAGUUGUUCCCUGUUUCUAGCCAGCCAGCUUUGUGACAGAGAGAAUGUGGUUAGUCGAGUAUAUACAGGGACGUAACACAGACUGACAGACGGAGCUGUGUUCAGAUCACAUUGUUCUCGUAUUAGUGAAGAGGGCACUUUUCUCUUCUCAGUCCUAGAGCCACAUGAUUCUCUUUUUCUGAAAUAAAGCGAAGCGUUACGCCCUCUUGUGGUGGCAUAUUGUAGAUCAACUAUUUCUUCAGAGCGUUGUGAUUAUACUAGUGUUGCAGCACACAGAAUGUUAUACAGUAUAACAUAAAUAGUGAUAUGUUAUAUAUCAAAUCUCUCUAGUUUUUCACCCUUCAGUAAUUUUCCUGGGUUGGUAAUUACCUUUUUUGUUUUCCUCCUGCAGAAUACCUUUGAGGAUGUCUUCUCUCAAUCCUCGCUGGUUGACGUCCCAUGGUACCUGGUGGCAGGAAACCAUGACCACGUUAAAAACGUGUCCGCUCAGAUCGCUUACUCCAACAGAUCGAAGAGAUGGUGAGCAUCUUAGUAAAGAUCUUUAACUGUGUAUUUUAAUUGUUUGUUUUUUUACGCCACACAUCCUGAAUACAACAUUCAUACGCCAAUUAGCAGAUGCUUUCAUCCAAAUCGUGCAUACAUUUUGAAUAUAUGAUCCCAUGCGGGAAUUGAACCCACAACCUUUUUUGUUUGCUAGCGCCACACUCUUAGCAACUGAGCCACACGAACAGGGCCAUGACUUCUCUGUUGUUCUCUCGUCCUCGUUACCUCAGGAGGUUCCCGGAGCUUUACUUUGAGCUUCAGUUCAAGGUUCCCCAGAGUAACGUGUCGGUGACCGUCCUGAUGGUUGACACCGUGGUGCUGUGUGGGAACACUUAUGAGGGGACCCAGCCCAAAGGAGAGGAGGACCCGGAGGCUGCUGCCAAGCAGUUAGACUGGAUCAACUCCAGACUGGCAAACAGCAAGUAAGUCCACAUGGUACAGUUUUACUGGACCCAGAUUAAGCAUAGUCCUGGUCUAGAAAGUUUAAUGGAGAUUUGACCCUGUUUUUUUUUGUCCAGGACUAUGCUUAAUAUGGGUUUGAGAAACUGGCCCUAAAAUACAACAGGUCAAACACAGCCUCUCAUUAAAGUACAUCAGUGAAACCUUUGUAGUGAAACAGCAACUUGUUCUGUGAGUAAAUAAAGGAUGGAUUCAAGGUUGUUCAAGGUUGAGGAAAAUAAAAGUAUUUGAUCUGACAAGUUGUCGUUUGAGCCUCGGGAGAAUAAUGUGAAGAUUUCCGAGCAUGAAGAGAUCCCUGACUGGCCACGCCCCUCUUUUAGAGAUCCCUGAUUGACCACGCCCCUCUUUUAGAGAUUCCUGACUGACCACACCACUCUUUUAGAGAUCCGUGACUGACCACACCCCUCUUUUAGAGAUACCUGACUGACCACGCCCCUCUUUUAGAGAUACCUGACUGACCACGCCCCUCUUUUAGAGAUACCUGACUGACCACACCCCUCUUUUAGAGAUACCUGACUGACCACGCCCCUCUUUUAGAGAUACCUGACUGACCACGCCCCUCUUUUAGAGAUACCUGACUGACCACGCCCCUCUUUUAGAGAUCCCUGACUGACCACGCCCCUCUUUUAGAGAUACCUGACUGACCACGCCCCUCUUUUAGAGAUACCUGACUGACCACGCCCCUCUUUUAGAGAUACCUGAAUGCCACGGCCCCUGUUUUAGAGAUUCCCUGCUGACCACGCCCCUCUUUUAGAGAUCCCUGACUGACCACGCCCCUCUUUUAGAGAUCCCUGACUGACCACGCCCCUCUUUUAGAGAUACCUGACUGACCACACCCCUCUUUUAGAGAUACCUGACUGACCACACCCCUCUUUUAGAGAUCCCUGACUGACCACACCCCUCUUUAGAGAUCCCUGGACUGACCACACCCCUCUUUUAGAGAUCCCUGACUGACCACACCCCUCUUUUAGAGAUCCCUGUCUGACCACACCCCUCUUUUAGAGAUCCCUGACUGACCACACCCCUCUUUUAGAGAUCCCUGACUGACUAGACCCCUCUUUUAGACUCCUCCACUCUCAUCACUCUUUUAAUCAAGAAAUACCUUCACACUGCUACACACACAUUCCUCAACUGUUACUGAAUGAGGAAUAGAUACUCCUGUAACCAUGAUGAACCACACGCGCAUGAUGAGUAACCUUGCCUGAGACUUGGAAGACUUGCGCUAGCUCCCUGAAGACAACGCCGUCGGCUUUAGAGCUCAGGUGGCUAACACAGUCUUGUCUGUCCUUCUCUCCCAGGUCAGAGUUCAUUGUAGUGGCUGGUCACUAUCCUGUGUGGUCCAUUGGUCAUCAUGGUCCUACAAAGUGUCUUGUGGACAGACUACGUCCCCUGCUGAAGAAGUAUGAUGUCACAGUCUACCUGAGUGGACAUGACCACAGCAUACAGGUGGGUUAUCAUGCAUGUUAUGACCAUACAUUUACAUUCUAUAACAUGGGUUCAAAGUUACAGUUUGAAUAGACAAAAUGUUACCAUUUCACAUUCACUUAUUGAACAACUGCUGUUGACCCUUACUCUCUCGCCAGUUUAUCAGAGAGGAUGAUGGGAGUUCCUAUGUGGUCAGCGGUAGCGGGAACUUUGCAGACGUGUCCACCAACAACAUCAACAGCUUCCCGUCGUCGUGGCAAUGGUUCUCCAACGCCGUCAACCGUACGUCCGGAGGAUUCGCUUACUUUGUGGUCACCGGGAACAAUAUGACUGUCAGCUACAUUCAGACUGACGGGAGAUGUGUUUAUCAAACAGCGCUGGCAAAACGCAAAGUCUGA